Quercus robur (English oak) is the source of this 1152-nucleotide messenger RNA. RefSeq names its product protein YABBY 4-like. Gene Ontology annotation, cellular component: nucleus. The record is from RefSeq and is a predicted model, not a curated record. The coding region runs from base 217 to 849 and encodes 210 amino acids. Lineage: Eukaryota; Viridiplantae; Streptophyta; Magnoliopsida; Fagales; Fagaceae. Gene Ontology annotation, biological process: polarity specification of adaxial/abaxial axis; fruit development; regulation of leaf development. The transcript is spliced from 7 exons.
UUCUCUGCCCUCUCUUUCCCUUUUAUAUAUACUAGACCAAAUAGGGAACUCUCUCUCUCUCUCUUCUCUCUCAUCUCUUGCACCUUUCUUUCACAACUCAUAAUCAAGAAAAAAGCAGAUCCAAGGUGGUGCUGGUGGUUAACCUGUCAAUCUAUCAAUCAAUCAAUCAACAAGACCAAUCAUCAGCAAAAAUUUAAAAAGCAAGUGGAAUCAAAUAUGUCCUCCUCUUCUACCUUGUCUUUGGACCACCUUCCUCCUUCCGAGCAGCUCUGUUAUGUCCAUUGCAACAUUUGCGACACUGUCCUUGCGGUGAGUGUUCCUUGUACCAGUUUGUUCAAGACUGUAACGGUAAGAUGUGGCCACUGCACCAACCUCUUGCCAGUGAACAUGCGUGGCUUGCUUCUGCCUUCAGCUAAUCAGUUUCAUCUGGGUCACUCUUUCUUCUCUCCUUCCCAUAAUCUCCUGGAAGAGAUACCAAAUCCAUCCCCAAACUUCUUGAUCAACCAAAACAAUGGCAGUGACUUCACCAUGCCUGCUCGUGGAGGAGUCAGUGAACUUCCAAGGCCCCCUGCCAUAAAUAGACCUCCAGAGAAGAGACAGAGAGUCCCAUCUGCAUACAACCGCUUCAUCAAGGACGAGAUCCAACGCAUCAAGUCUGUAAAUCCCGAUAUAUCCCACAGAGAAGCCUUCAGUGCUGCAGCCAAGAAUUGGGCCCACUUCCCACACAUUCACUUUGGUCUCAUGCCUGACCAGACUGUGAAGAAGACAAACGUGCGCCAGGAAGGAGAGGACGUCCUGAUGAAAGAUGGGUUUUUCGCUUCAGCUGAUGUGGGUGUUUCUCCUUACUAAACAAGCAAAAUCAAAGCCUCUGCGUCCAGUAGUGGUGGGAGAAAGAUUUUGAAGUUCAAAUGUUUGUCAAAUUCAAUAUUUGAUCUAAUUUCUUCAUAACCUAUUCGCAAGUUAAUUAAGGUCCUGUUAAUGUUAAAACUUCUCUGGAUUGUAUUAGAUCUUCUCUUAUCUGCUUCUCUACUUGGAAAACCUUAUGUUAAAAGACUUUAUCCUUUUAAGUUUAUGACAUCUCUCACCAAUGUAACUUGCUGCUAAUCAACUAGUUCGCCUUAUCAAUACUUUAAAUCCUUCUUUGAUGGUUUA